This is a messenger RNA of Exserohilum turcica Et28A, 2829 nucleotides long. Its product is annotated as glycoside hydrolase family 47 protein. Gene Ontology annotation, molecular function: calcium ion binding; mannosyl-oligosaccharide 1,2-alpha-mannosidase activity. The coding region runs from base 1 to 2829 and encodes 942 amino acids. Gene Ontology annotation, cellular component: Golgi membrane; endoplasmic reticulum. The record is from RefSeq and is a predicted model, not a curated record. The transcript is spliced from 2 exons. Gene Ontology annotation, biological process: carbohydrate metabolic process; N-glycan processing. NCBI's taxonomy places the organism in Eukaryota, Fungi, Ascomycota, Dothideomycetes, Pleosporales, Pleosporaceae.
AUGUUCCGCUAUCGACGAUACCGCACCUUUCUGGUCUUUGCUGUCAUUGUUGUACUAGCGUUAUACAAGUUCGGCGAUCCCACGGGAGCAUUGAAGGAGACUGCAUCCAGAGCCUCAGGCCUCAAAGGCCACGUCGACAACGCCUUACACGGCAAUACCAACCCACGCCCUGCUGUGGCGUACGAGACAAAGAGCCUGAAACUAGACGUCCCCGUUGCUAACACAGAGCGACCGCUGCAAACCCCGCCUCCCGUGAAGAAGCCGGCUUCUUCACCAGCGCCAACUCCUGCUGCCACACGACACGCGCAACCCUCUCCCAAGCCCUCGAUUCCUAAGCCGCUUCGACCACCACCGCUCAACCACCCCGCUGCCAUCAGCGGCGAUGACGAGGAUACAACAUCCGUGAAAAAAGUGAUUCACUGGACGAAGCUCCCUGAACACUUUCCAGUGCCAUCUGAAUCACUCAUCCACCUUCCCACGGCCCCGCCGAAGAAACUCCCCAAAAUACAAGCCCAAUUCAAGCCCGAGGACGCAACGGCCAAAGCGAGCAGGAAAGCCAAAUUGGACAGGAUCAGGGCUGUGGCUAAGAAGUCAUGGGAUGGAUACAGAGAAUAUGCCUGGCUUCAUGAUGAGCUACGUCCCGUGUCUGGGACGUCCCGGGACCCCUUUGCAGGGUGGGGUGCGACUCUCGUGGAUGCGCUCGACACGCUGUGGAUCAUGGGUCUCAAGGACGAGUUUGAAGAGGCGGUCAAGGCGGUGGACAAGAUUGACUUCACCACCACCUCGCGUGCAGAUAUACCUUUGUUUGAGACGACCAUUCGCUAUCUAGGUGGCUUGCUGGCUGCUUACGAUAUUAGCGGCGCAAAGCACAAGAAUCUGCUCGACAAGGCAGUGGAGCUUGCCGAAAUCCUCAUCAGUGCUUUCGAUUCGCCCAACCGGAUGCCGCAGAUGUAUUACUACUGGAGGGCUGAUUUUGCUUCCCAGAAACACCGUGCCAGUCACCAUGUGGUUUUGGCAGAGAUUGGCUCGCUCUCCAUGGAGUUUACCAGACUCGCGCAACUCACUGGGCAGGACAAGUAUUACGAUGCCAUCGCGCGUAUCACAGAUAACCUUGAGGAAUUCCAGAAGAAGACUACACUUCCAGGCAUGUGGCCGGUUUAUCUGGAUGCCUCUGGGUGUGGCAGACACUAUGUUGAUUUGGCGCCUGAACAGGAGCCUCUUACAGCUCCAGAAGGCUACCUUGACGAUGAUCCUGAAGUCAACCCCCAGCCUGCUGCUCCUUCUCCUACCGAAGAGCUGUCUCCUGAAGGCCACAGAUAUCUCCCUCUCAAGAUGCCCGAUCCAAUCAUCUUCACUUCUCCUGACGAGGCAGACACCAAAGACACCAAAAAGAGCCCAAGUGCUCCGGAAACUGCCGGGAAACUAUCAAGUAAAGGUUCCAGUAGCGACUCGUUGCUCAAACGACAGCUUGACAUUGAUGAUUCGGAUUCAGCCACUCUGCCAACACCGCCAGAGUGCAUACCCCAAGGCUUCGAAUCUAGUGGUGGUGGACGCGACGAGUAUACGCUUGGUGGUAUGUCCGAUUCUACAUACGAAUAUCUACCGAAGCAGUACUUGCUCCUCGGUGGCCAGGUCGAGAAGUAUCGGACUAUGUAUGAGCAGUCGAUGGACGUAGUGAAGAAGCACUUGCUCUUCCGGCCCAUGCUUCCGAAGGAAGAAGACAUCCUCUUCUCUGGAAAACUUAAUGUCCCGUCGAAUAGUGGCGACAUCAAGACUGGUGAUUUAACGGCAGAGAAUGCCCAUUUGACUUGCUUUGCUGGGGGCAUGUUUGGCAUGGGUGCAAAGCUAUUCAACCGCCCCGAGGACCUGGAAGUUGCAAAGAAGCUGACAGAAGGCUGUGUCUGGAGUUAUGGUAUGACACCAACUGGCGUCAUGCCCGAAGCAUUUGAAGUGGUCGCAUGCGAAGACCGGAACGACUGCCACUGGAAUAAAACAGCUUACUGGGAGGAGAUUGAUCCGCGAUACGAAAUUCGCUUACAAGGCUAUGAAAGCCAAAUGGAAAUCUACAAAUCCCAAAUGGCCUCAGCUUCUUCAUGGUACAAGGCGGAACUGGCUGCCAUGACUGCACCGCCGACGCCUCCUGUCUCACGCGUGGUCCCGGCAAAAGCUACGUCAAGUACGAUCUAUGCGGACACGCUUGACCGGCGUCAACUUGCUGAGCUUGUGGAUGAGGACGAGAUUGCACACAUGCCCUCUUCAUCAGCGUCUGCAUCUCCGUCUCCACGCGUUCAGCAAAAUCGAGAAUCAGUCAUGGGUGGCGAACCAGAAGAAGGCGAAGGGCCCCCAACCAAAGUCCAGACCGGGCUAGAUAUUGAAGAACUGGUACAGCAGCCGAGCACCACUCUACCAGAAUUCCCUUAUGUGUACUCGCCGCCCCCCGUUGCGAAUCACAAGGAAUACGUACAGAACCGGAUCAAGGAAGAACGAUUACCAGAGGGCGUGACAAGAAUCGGGUCCAGGAGCUACAUUCUCCGACCAGAAGCAAUUGAAUCCGUAUGGUACAUGUACCGCAUCACCGGUUCAGCUCACUGGCGCGAAGUGGGCUGGCGCAUGUUUCUUGCUGUGGACCAGCAGACGAGCACUGUAUAUGGCAACUCUGCCAUUGACGACGUGACUCAAAAAUCACCUGAGCUCGCUGACGAGAUGGAAAGCUUCUGGCUCGCCGAGACGCUCAAGUACUUUUACCUGCUGUUUUCGGAUGAGAACGUCGUCAGUUUGGAUGAGUGGGUGCUCAACACCGAGGCGCACCCUUUUAAACGCCCAACUUGA